GAAUUUUUUUUUAUGACAUACACGACAGUCCGCAAAGGCUUAAUCUUUUGAAGGAACCAUCUAGUAUUCUCCCCUUCACAAGGUGCGUAUCUGUUCCGGGCUACCUGUCCAGGAGCAGAGGAAGACGCAACCAAAGUAAUGAGGAAUAAAUGAACGGGAAAUCCUCGGCACGAUAAAUUCCAGAUACUCCCAGAAUGUCCGUCUCUGAGAUGAAUAUGUUUUCUUGGAUCCAUGGCAUCGCUCUCUCGCUGUUCCUGCUUUCCUGGGCACCCUGCGAAGGCUCCGUACCGACUGUCACUGCUGUCCUUCAUGGAACCGCCGUCCUUCCCUGUUCAGUCCCAUUUAUAUCUGGCACAGAGGAUCUGCUGGUGUCAUGGGUGAAGAAGAUCGGCACAAAACCAUCCCUGGUGCUUCUCGCCUUUAAUAAAGGACAAUUCGAUUUAACGCACCAGCCUCCUCAGUACAGAGGCCGCACCAACAUGACUCCUGACUUGUCUAACGGGAGACUGGACCUGACUCUGACCCAUGUGGAGCAUCGUGACGAAGGAGUUUAUGUCUGUCAAGUGAUGAACAAGGCGGAUUACAGAGACAUCGAGGUCAGACUGAGGGUUAUUGAGAGCGGAACAUCUGGAGGAGACCAAAGCCGUCCUGUGCUGUGGGUGACCGUCUUGCUCCUUUUUACAGCGGGUGUUUUUCGAGGCUGUUACAGUUUCUGUCGCCGAAGGUCCCCUGGACCCCGAGGUAUCCAUCGGCACACCAGGAUUGCCGCUGCUCCUUCGGGAUCACCCCAAGAACGGCGACCAAAGUAUAAGGACAUUGCGGGACUCGGUGGCCUAAGCGUGGCGUCGGACUGUCUGGGCAGGGCGGGAAGAUGUGUCCUGAUUUAUGACCUUUUUAUCACCUAACCUGUAAUUAGUUUCGAUUAAUGCUUCAGGGGCCCGCUGGAUCACUAGUUAUCCUUGUCAGGACAACUACGGCACUGUACUCUAAUAAGUGCAAAGUAGAAAAAAAAA
Messenger RNA from Spea bombifrons (plains spadefoot toad), 1013 nucleotides. RefSeq names its product myelin-oligodendrocyte glycoprotein-like. Gene Ontology annotation, cellular component: external side of plasma membrane. Bases 195 to 905 code for a protein of 236 amino acids. NCBI's taxonomy places the organism in Eukaryota, Metazoa, Chordata, Amphibia, Anura, Pelobatidae. The transcript is spliced from 6 exons. The record is from RefSeq and is a predicted model, not a curated record. Gene Ontology annotation, biological process: T cell costimulation; immune response; cell surface receptor signaling pathway.